Messenger RNA from Lepisosteus oculatus (spotted gar), 1504 nucleotides. It is a transcript of the gene txnl4b, whose product is annotated as thioredoxin-like 4B. NCBI's taxonomy places the organism in Eukaryota, Metazoa, Chordata, Actinopteri, Semionotiformes, Lepisosteidae. Gene Ontology annotation, cellular component: U4/U6 x U5 tri-snRNP complex; spliceosomal complex; U5 snRNP. The record is from RefSeq and is a predicted model, not a curated record. Gene Ontology annotation, biological process: mRNA splicing, via spliceosome.
AACUCCCGUACGCGGCGAUGAUCAAUUCCGGGUCACAAAUAGAAGUCACUUCACUACUGUUUUUGUUAUGAUGGUGUAAAACUGUUAUUUCCAUUUUUUUUACAGCAAUGCCUCCGUUUUAAGACAAGAGAUGAGCUGGUUUCUACCAAAGCUAUCCUGUAAGAAGGAUAUCGACGAGGUUAUUAAGAGUGUGGCCGAGAAAGUUUUGGUGUUGCGGUUUGGGAGGGAUGAAGACUCCGUCUGUAUGCAGCUUGAUGAGAUACUGUCAAAGACAUCGCAUGAUCUCAGCAACAUGGCUUCGAUCUACCUGGUGGAUGUCGAUAAAGUGCCGGUCUAUACGAGGUAUUUCGACAUCAGCUACAUCCCGUCCACAGUCUUCUUCUUCAAUGGGCAACACAUGAAGGUGGAUUAUGGGUCUCCGGAUCACACCAAAUUUGUGGGAAGUUUUAAAACCAAGCAGGACUUUGUCGACCUGAUUGAGGUGAUUUAUCGAGGGGCAAUGAGAGGAAAGCUCAUCGUGCAGAGCCCUAUCGACCCCAGGGAUGUUCCGAAAUACGAUCUUCUUUACCAAGGAAUAUAGGUUGGGUUGCAGUUUAUAUUCCGAUGCUGCAGGGUCGUGACUACAGAACAGGACUUUGCAUGAAGGAAGACAAAAGUUUGGGAAUGUGUACUGCUGAAGGAAAGGAACUUUCUCGUGUUAAAUUCUGCCACCUGUGAAGAGGAGUUCAGCUGUCUGGUGUGACUUUCUUUCACAUCCCUUAGUAGUAUGUGUCUGGGAACGGUGGGACACAGUAGCUUGUCAUUUGCUGUAACUGGGCUUCUGUAGUCAGACAUUUUGUUCUCGAUAUGUGAAACAAUCAUACUGGUGCGUCAUUCAGUUUGCCCUUCCUGUCCUAUUUUUAAAAAGGAGAACGUCAGGUGUUUCUGAAUGAUGCAUAAGAGGCAGACAUGCUUUCACCCCGUUUUCUUCUGCAUAUUUUCAUAUUUUGAAUCUAUUAUGAAACACGGGUUCUGAAAAAGCAAUGAAUGUUUCCUGAGGGAUAAAAGUGGCCUUUUUGGCUUGUUGUAUUUUUUCAACAGUGUUCCAGAUGUUUUCGGUUUGUAUUAAAAGCUAAGUGAGUGUAGUACUCAAUUAUUUCUUUGUUACCAUUAAACAUUGAAAAUGAAAGAGCCUUAAAACACGUUUGAAACCUUUGGUCAAAAAGCUUCGUUUAAUGUACUGUAGUACCACACACAACCACAAGUGCAUUCACUUACAAUGCCUUGGCGAUGUUCAAGUGAAUCUGAAAAAAAAAAGCAAAUAUAAAACUCAUUAUGAUGAUAGCAAUUGUUGAUUACAUGUUCAAAAUAAAAGGCAGAUUUGGGCUCAGUUGGAAACUCUUAUAAAGUGAAAAGGAUUUCUAUUUUUGGCUCAGAUGAUUUAUGAAUUAUUUGUUUUUUAACAAUUAAAAUAUGUUAAGUAUGGAUCUGUGUUUGAUAAUAAAGAGACGGCUGUGCUUUAAAA